AUGGAGUACUGUCCGUACGGCCAGCUCUACGACAUCCUGCACAGUGGCCGCAUCAUCACUACCAGCCAUGUGGCAGAUUGGUCCCGACACAUCGCUGAUGGAAUGCACUACUUACACACAAAUAAGAUCAUUCAUCGAGACCUCAAGUCUCCAAAGCAAGUCUUUCACUCCUAUUACAUUUUCCUUUCCUUCUCCAUCUUGCCCCUUUACUUCUUCUCUCUCGAUAGAUGA
Messenger RNA from Protopolystoma xenopodis, 231 nucleotides. NCBI's taxonomy places the organism in Eukaryota, Metazoa, Platyhelminthes, Monogenea, Polystomatidea, Polystomatidae. The record is from the annotation of a GenBank genome assembly.